GAUAAGAUUUUUGUUUCAUUAUCAAUAAAGAAUAGGAUUACAAUGCAUUUACACUUCUUUUAAAUUGCUUACAGAAAAAGAGAACCUCACUAUAAACUCCCACUCGAUAUUUUAGGGUUUGCACCAAUACUCCUACCAGUGGUUAAGCCAAUCAGUUUGGUCCGAUCCGGUCUAGGUCCUUCUGAUUCUGAGAGAAUCUGAAAUUUCUGAAAUCUUGCUGUUUCGACAAUAAAAUUCUCAACGUAAAAGAGAGGAACCAUUGGAUUUCACGACAUUUCCUGCUUGUAAUAUAUGGUUGCGGCUUCCUGCUCUUGAAGUCUCGAUCACUCCUUCCCUCCCUCCAUGAUCUCAUUGAGAACAAGAACUGUCGAUCAGAUCAGAUCAGUCACAUACCACACUUUUCGUCCAAACAGACACGAAAACAAAAGUCGCCAUGGAUUGCCUCGCAAAGCCUCUCCAAAACCUCGCAGGCCUAUUCCUUUUGUCAGCGAUCUCAAGGAAGUCGAAGAUGCACAUGAUGCGCUAACCCUCUUCCAUGAAUACCAGCAAAUGGGAUUCAAACACGAUUAUCCCUCCUACUCUGCUCUCAUCUACAAACUUGCUCGUCGUCACGAUUUCAAAGCAGUGGAGACUCUCCUUGAUUACAUCAGAGACUACAAUAUACGGUGCCACGAGACCCUCUUCAUCGCUCUAUUCCAACAUUACGGAAAAUCCAAUUUAUCUGAGAGGGCCAUCAACCUCUUCCACAGAAUCCCUUCUUUCAAUUGCGCUCGUUCAUUACAGUCCUUCAAUUUCCUCCUCAAUGUCCUGGUCGACAAUGGUCGGUUUGAUGAUGCAAAAGAGAUCUUUAACCGCUCAUCCAAGAUGGGUUUUCGGCGGAAUUCUGUUUCCUUCAACAUUAUCAUCAAAGCAUACCUUGAGAAAGGCGAGUGGGAACAAGCGUGCCAACUGUUUGAAGAUAUGCUCGAGAGGGGAGUCCAACCUACUGUAGUGACUUAUAAUAGCCUAAUUGGGUUUCUGUGUAAAACUGGUGAUACGGAGAAGGCCAAGGGUUUGCUCGAAGACAUGACCCGGAAAGGGAAACACCCAAAUGCGGUCACCUACGCUUUGGUGAUGGAGGGUUUGUGCUCUGUGGGGAAAUAUGACGCCGCACGAAAGGUGAUGUUUGAUAUGGAGUACAGAGGGUGCAAACCACGCCUUGUGAAUUUUGGGGUAUUGAUGACUGACCUUGGAAAGAGAGGGAAGAUUGAGGAAGCAAAAGCCUUACUCAUUGAGAUGAAGAAGAGGCGGUUUAAGCCAGAUGUGGUAACAUACAACAUCUUAAUAAAUUACUUGUGUAGGGAAGGAAACACAGCGGAGGCUUACAAAACCAUGGUUGAAAUGCAGAUCGGAGGUUGCGAACCUAAUUCUGCCACGUAUAGGAUGAUGAUUGAUGGGUUUUGCAAGGUUGGAGAAUUCGACAGAGCUUUGAGAGUUUUGAAUGCGAUGUUCACUGAUAGGCACUGCCCGCGCUUAGAGACAUUUUGUUGUUUGGUUAUUGGUCUCUGUGAGGGUGGAAGCUUGAGUGAUGCUUCCUUUGUUUUGGAGGAGAUGGAGAAGAGGAAGAUGAGGUUCCCUUCAAAUGCUUGGGUAACUUUAGUUAGGAGUUCUUGUGGUGCAGAUGGGGGUGACACUGAGCUCCUAGAGGAGCUCCUCCUUACAGCUGCAUAGUGGGGGUGGAAAAUGAAGGGUUAAUCUGUAAUCUACUGAAAUGUAUGCCACUGUCUUGGCCAGAGGUGGAAGAUCAAACCUCAUCUGUAACCCUUGCAACUUGCAAGUGUAGAUAUUUAUGGACCCUAAGCUUCAUUGAGUUAAAAAUGAAAAGAUGGUGAAACAACA
This is a messenger RNA of Macadamia integrifolia, 1878 nucleotides long. RefSeq names its product pentatricopeptide repeat-containing protein At1g07740, mitochondrial. Bases 343 to 1710 code for a protein of 455 amino acids. NCBI's taxonomy places the organism in Eukaryota, Viridiplantae, Streptophyta, Magnoliopsida, Proteales, Proteaceae. The record is from RefSeq and is a predicted model, not a curated record. The transcript has a single exon. Gene Ontology annotation, molecular function: protein binding.